AUGGCGGAAAUGGAGACUACUGACCUUGUCGGUGCGAACGGGCAGGUCAAAGUGCAGCGCAAGAAGAGCGGCCCGCCGACAGCGAAACUCAGCCCGGAGGAAGCACUCAAGAAGAAGAGGCAGCAGGAGGCAGAUCGACAGUAUGGCAGAGGACAGGGUGUGCGGACUAGAAGCAUCAAGGACAAGAAACUGCGAGGCAAUUUGCAGGCUCUAGAGCAAAAGUACAAAGAUGCUGCGCUGAAGGCGAAAGAUGCGGAGAUCCUGCUGGAAAAUCAGUCGGGAUUCCUCGAACCCGAAGGCGAACUCGAACGCACAUACAGAGUACGACAGGACGAGAUCAAGGACGAUGUCGAUACGGAGACCGCUAAGAAGGGCUUUGAGCUCAAGUUGAACGAGAUGGGCCCAUAUGUACACGACUACACAAGGAAUGGUCGUGAUCUAUUGCUGGCUGGUCGCAAAGGCCAUGUCGCCACGAUGGACUGGAGAAGCGGCAAAUUGGGGUGUGAACUACAGCUGGGUGAGACAGUGCGAGACGCGAAGUGGUUGCACAACAACCAGUACUUCGCUGUAGCUCAAAAGAAGAACGUAUACAUCUACGACCAUCAUGGCGUGGAGAUCCAUAAUCUCGACCAGCACCUAGAGGUAACCCAUAUGGAGUUUCUGCCAUAUCAUUUCCUUCUCGCGACGAUUGGGAAUGCUGGAUGGCUGAAGUGGCAGGACACCAGCACCGGCAAGCUUGUCAUGCAGAUGGGCACCAAGCAGGGGACUCCGACAGCUUUUGGGCAAAACCCCUACAACGCGGUCUUGCACGUUGGCCAUCAAAAUGGUACGGUCUCGUUGUGGUCGCCAAACAGUACAACACCUCUAGUCAAGAUGCUUUGCCAUCGGGGCCCGGUACGCUCCCUUGCUAUCGAUCGCGAAGGCCGAUACAUGACCAGCACCGGGCAAGACAUGAAAAUGGCUGUCUGGGACGUCCGAAAUUUCAAGCCCGUCCAUGAAUACUUCCUGCGACAACCCGGUUCGAGCGUGGCGAUCAGCGACCGCAAUCUGACCGCGGUCGGCUGGGGAACUCAGACCACGAUUUGGAAAGACCUGUUCACUAAGCACCGAUCUGACGUGGACCAGGUAAAGGUACAAUCGCCGUACAUGGCGUGGGGAGCGCAAGGGCAGACCGUAGAAAGAGUUCGCUGGUGCCCAUUUGAAGACAUUCUUGGAAUCGGGCACAACCAAGGCUUUUCUUCCAUUCUCGUACCCGGCGCGGGAGAAGCCAACUUCGAUGCCCUCGAACAGAAUCCAUAUGAGAACACCAAGCAGAGACAGGAGGCCGAGGUUAAGGCUCUCCUCAACAAAUUGCAGCCGGAGAUGAUCGGCCUAAACCCAGAUUUCGUGGGUAAUCUCGACUCUGCAUCUCACGAGCAACGAAAGCUUGAGAAGGAUCUGGAUCGUAAGACGGGUGCCGAGGCCGAGAAGGAGAGGAUCGAGGAUCUGAAGAAUCGUGGCCGUGGCAAGAACAGUAGUCUGCGGAAAUACAUGCGGAAGAAGGGCAACAAGAACGUGAUCGAUGAGCACAAGAUGCGGGUCAUGGAGCUGCGAGAACGCCAGCGUGAGCAAGCGAAACAUGCCAAAGAAGGAAAGCAGAAAGAGGAGCUGGGGCCUGCUCUGGCAAGGUUCGCGAGGAAGGGAGGUUGA
Lecanosticta acicola is the source of this 1689-nucleotide messenger RNA. NCBI's taxonomy places the organism in Eukaryota, Fungi, Ascomycota, Dothideomycetes, Mycosphaerellales, Mycosphaerellaceae. The record is from the annotation of a GenBank genome assembly.